This is a messenger RNA of Vitrella brassicaformis, 786 nucleotides long. Lineage: Eukaryota; Vitrellaceae. The record is from the annotation of a GenBank genome assembly.
AUGGGCUGCCCUCUCAUCAGAAGAGCCGCGAAGUUCGCAGCUGACGCAUAUCAGGGCGAACAGGUGAGAUUCAUAGCCAACGAACAGCGUCUACGGCGGGCGGUCACAGUCACUGGAUGGCUUCGAUUUCCGUGUUAUAUCUCCCCAGGUGCAAGGGGAUGGCCUCCCCAGCAUGCCACAUGCACACCCAUCGAUGGCAUCCAUCAUGGUACGGAAACAGGACAAUCGUGCACGCACACGACAAUCUCCAAGCUGAGAGCAUGUGGGCCAUGCUUGUGCAGGCUGAUGGUUCAAUUCAGUGGACAAGAGCCAGAAUGAGCGGCUAGCCAGGUAGAGAACAGAAGACGCUAGUCGCCGACUAGGUCUCCGAGCUCCAUGCAUAUCCAUGUUUUGCAUCCGCAGGUGUAAGGGGAUGGCCUUGUGAUCAUGAAACAUGCAUCCAUCCAUCCAUCCAUCCAUCCUGGUGAAAGCUAAGCAUUCUGGUAUGCUUACAGGACAAUCGUGGACGCUAAAUGAUGAUCAUGUUAGAAACGAUGUGUGUGUCUGUUCUCCUGUGCAGGCUGUGCAGGCUGGAGGGAAAAAUGGUGGUUGAGGCGCUGAUGGUUCAGCUUUGUGUCGUCGGAUCUGGUGAGCGGACACACAAGAGUCAGAAUGAUUGAGUAAGCAAGCACACUACGCACAAGCCAAACAUACCGAAGCUCAGCCCAGCUCUCUUUGUGUGUGUCAGGUAUGGCGUGCGGCAUGCGGCAUGUGUCAGAUGCAACCCCCGGAUGUCAUGAGCUGUGA